UAAGAAAAAUAACAAAACGCUGAUUCCGGAACUGCACCACCGCGGCGGAGGAUGAAAGGAGCGGCGGCGGAAGUUGCAGUGUUUGCCGACACAGAUUUGGGCACUCGCAUUGCUUUCAAUGUUCCUUCCCACAUUACAGCCGGAGCAUUCAAAAGAGAUUUUGAGAAAGUGCACUUCACUUGUUUACCAGACAUAGGAGAGAUCCAAGUUCAUGGAUUAAUGGUGUGGCGAAAAUCAUGCUUCUACUCCCUGCCUGAUUCCCUGCCUAUAAAGUAUGUUUUCCCGAGGAUGAGAGAAAUGUGGUUUCUUCAUGUAGAAGCGAGUCAUUUAAAAUGUUUGCAAGUUCCAUGUUUACCCCAUGAUGAUGCGGCUGUUGUUUCAAAACACCGAGACUUAACGACGUAUGACUGCGAAAAUGAAAAUAAGACAAGAUACAACAGUGAGGAAAAGAAAGAGGAAGGGUUGCAUCCGUGUGCAUAUCUAUCAGAAGAGAAUGAAGCUAUUAGUCACGUUCCAAACAAAAAGCGUAAUUCUCAUGAAAAUUACAAGCAGCAUGAAGCCAGUGGAAUGUCAGAAAGAUACUCCUGCAGAUCUGUAGACAAAUCUACAAGCACUGCAAGUAAGAGUCGAUGUGUAAUGCCGGAGAAUAAAGUUGAAAAUCGGCUUGAGUUGCGUGCUAACUCAAUGCAAGAAAGUCCGAGUAAGAUGUCAACACAAGUCGUAUCAGUCAGCGGUAUAAUCAACAAAUAUUUUUCAGGUUUCAAUGGCAUUAACAAUUUUAGCACCUCUUCAAACUCAGCUGUUACAUCAAGAGUUGUUCAUAGUGAGAUUGAAGUUCAAUCACACACCAGAUCACAAAGUUGCUCAAAGAAAAAAAAUGUUUCAUUACCACAGUUCACUCCCAAAACACCUCCACAUGUGUUGCAUGGUCCAUUGCAUGUUGACUUGGUUUCCAUGAAAUCAGGUAGAAAAACUAGAAGAUCCAAAGUUGGGAAAUGUAGCAAGACUAGAAAAUCCAUAGUGGGGAAACGUCUUCUUUCAGCUUCAAAGAGUCUUGGGGUUUCUAUUACUAAGCAUAGUCCUGCACUUUCUUUUAGUAAAUUCAAAGAUAAAAAACUACUAGAGGAAAAAUCUCAAAUUCGUGGUUCAAUAUUUUCUAUCUGUGACAGUGAUGAUGAUUGACAUUAUUAAGUGUUGUUGACUGUCAAAAGGGUGUAAAUAAGAAAAUGGUGUAAUUUUAAGUUAUGGAUCACAAGAAAGCAAGCAGAUAUGCAAUUGUCUAGAAGUUUGUUUACUAUUUUGUUACAAGGGUAUCAGAGAUAAUUUUAUUAGUUCUCUUGAAUCCGGAUUCUCUCCAUUAAUAAAUGUAUACAGCUACACAAAGUAAUCAAUUUCGUCCAUUGAUUUGAGAUUCAAUAAAUCAAUUUUAAACAA
Cicer arietinum (chickpea) is the source of this 1434-nucleotide messenger RNA. RefSeq lists its product as uncharacterized. The record is from RefSeq and is a predicted model, not a curated record. Lineage: Eukaryota; Viridiplantae; Streptophyta; Magnoliopsida; Fabales; Fabaceae.